UAUAGGCAAUUAAGAAUGGAAAGUACACUUACAUUCUAUUCGUAUGUAAGCAUCAGGAGUGCUAGACGUCACAUGAUAAAGACGGGCAUACGUAAAGACGAAACUAAAAGCAACAUGAGAUACAUUUUGGGCAACGCUUUUGCGGGCACUGCUUCCGUAACUAUUAUCGUAUUAGUAUUAUAUCAUGUAUUAACUGGAAAAGGAGAGCGUAUAAGUAUUGGAUGGUUUUUAGAAAAUACUUCUCCGUAUAUGUGGGCAACACUUGGCAUUGGACUUGCAGUUGCUCUAUCUGUAGUUGGUGCUGCACUAGGAAUUCAUACAACAGGAGUUUCAAUAGUUGGAGGUGGUGUAAAAGCUCCACGAAUCAAGACAAAAAAUUUGAUAUCUGUAAUAUUUUGUGAAGCUGUAGCUAUCUAUGGUUUGAUCACAGCAAUUGUAUUAUCUGGAAUGUUAGAUUCAUUUUCUUAUGAAGAAGCUUUCAUAAAGCCAGAGAUUCGCAAUCAGAAUUGGUUAGCUGGAUAUUUAAUGUUUGGAGCUGGCCUGGCUGUUGGUCUUGUCAAUCUGUUUUGUGGUAUAGCUGUUGGGAUUGUUGGUUCUGGAGCUGCACUUUCUGAUGCAGCCAAUUCUGCUCUUUUUGUUAAGAUUCUUAUAAUUGAAAUCUUUGGAUCUGCAAUUGGACUUUUUGGAUUAAUUGUUGGGAUUUAUAUGACAUCCAAAGUAAAGAUGGGAAAUAAAGUGUAAAUUUAGGAUAAAAUAUAACACCAUAAACAACCAUAUUUUUUUGGAAUCACACCAUUCCAUUCCAUAUUUAGUGAUUGUUGACCUAUUAACUUUCGAUUAAGGAUCUCUGUGUAUCAACCAUGUGCAUAAAUAACUAUUUUUAGUGAUAUAAAAUUAAUUGCUGUAAUACAGUCUCUUGUUUAUGGUAUUUCGAGUGCGUUAUAGCGCUCUAGUUCGAAUGCAUCUACUGUACAUAAAUAAUUUUCUUUUCCUUUUUCUUAAAAAUGAAAUGUUACAUUAAUGAAUAUGAUAUUGUAUUACAUUUACUCACAUAUAUUGCACAUAUAUGUAAAAUAUAUAUAAUGUUAUUUA
Molecule: messenger RNA, 1092 nt
Organism: Osmia bicornis bicornis
Lineage: Eukaryota; Metazoa; Arthropoda; Insecta; Hymenoptera; Megachilidae
Gene: VhaPPA1-1
Product: V-type proton ATPase 21 kDa proteolipid subunit
Exons: 7
Coding region: 16-741 (241 amino acids)
Biological process (GO): proton transmembrane transport
Cellular component (GO): proton-transporting V-type ATPase, V0 domain
Molecular function (GO): proton-transporting ATPase activity, rotational mechanism
Source: RefSeq, a predicted model, not a curated record